This is a messenger RNA of Acipenser ruthenus (sterlet), 1988 nucleotides long. RefSeq names its product keratin, type II cytoskeletal 8-like. The transcript has 9 exons. Lineage: Eukaryota; Metazoa; Chordata; Actinopteri; Acipenseriformes; Acipenseridae. Gene Ontology annotation, cellular component: keratin filament. The record is from RefSeq and is a predicted model, not a curated record. The coding region runs from base 164 to 1393 and encodes 409 amino acids.
GAGGGGCUUUGUGGGAAGGAACAUAUGAAUAAUUGAUGACAGGAGUGGCUGAAAAGACCUUAAAUAACCAGAUGAUUUCUGCCACUACGGGAUAGUCACAGUUCUGUCAGAAACCUUUGAGCAGGUGCGUAUUUCUUUGCACUAGCACACAAACAUACACAAAAUGGCCUACAAUACUGGUGCCAGGACCUUCAGCAGCCGUUCUUACAGUUCUCCGGGCAACAAAAUGAGUGUUUCCCGAGUAAACAGCGCCUACUUCCCCGGCAACAGGACUGGACCGUCUGGAAUCAGUGCUUCGUGGGCUACCCCAGUCUCCUCUGCUGGGAUACUGCUCUCCAACCCUCCCAACACCGAAAUAGAUCCCCGUUUCCACCAGAUUAAAACCCAGGAGAAGGAGGAGAUAAAAGGACUAAACAACAAAUUUGCAGAUUUCAUUAACAAGGUGCGUCACCUGGAGCAGCAGAACAAGGUUCUGGAGACCAGGCUGAAGAUCAUGCUAGAGAAGGGCGACUACAAGUCCAACAUCGACCAAAUUGUGGCCGCGUUUGGCAACAACCUGACGAGCCAGAGAGACAGGCUAAGCAAUGACAGGGACAAACUGGAGAAGGAGCUGGCUCGCACUAAGGCACUGGUGGAGGACAACAAAAACAAGUUUGAGGAUGAGAUCAACAGGCGUACUCAGUUAGAGAAUGAGUUUGUGCUCAGCAAGAAGGAUGUAGAUGAGGGCUACCUCCAGAAGGUGGAUCUGGAGAAUACCGUAGAGAGCCUGAUGGACGAGCUGGCCUUCCUGAAGCAGCUCUAUGAUGAGGAAAUCCGUGAGCUGCAAUCUCAGAUUAACAACACAGCAGUUACCGUGGAGAUGGACAACAACCGUGGUCUGGAUAUGAAGCAAAUCGUGGAGGAGGUGAAGAUGCAGUAUGAGGGGAUCGCAGUGCGAGGCCGAGACGAAGCUGAGCAGUGGUACAAAAACAAGGUGGAUGACAUGGCGGCUGAGGCUGGGAAGUACAACCAGGACUUGAAGGGAGUGAAGAAUGAGAUUGCAGAAAUGAUGCGUCUCAUCCAGAGACUCAACUCUGAGGCUGAGGGCUUGAAGAAUCGACGAGCCAAUCUUGAGAUGGCCAUUGGAGAGGCAGAGGAGCGGGGACAGCUUGCAGUAUCAGACGCCAAGAACCGUGUGAGUGAGCUGGAGGCAGCCCUGAAGAGUGCCAAGCAAGCCAUGGCCAAGCAGGUGCGCGAAUACCAGGACCUCAUGAACCUCAAGCUGGCCUUGGAAAUUGAGAUUGCCACCUACAGGAAGCUCCUGGAAGGGGAGGAGAGCAGACUGGGAACCCACCAGCAAGGAGGGCCCCGCCAGGACUCUCAACUCAGUGCCAUUGACCAGCUAGAUUUCUAAACCCCUGUGUGCCCUGCUUACGUAGAUGGCCUGGUGCAGUCCCGAAGCCUGGACCUCUCAAGAGCAGCACCCCCCAAGAAAGCUGUGCUCAUCAAAACCAUUGAGACCAGAAACGGUCAGGUGAUCUCAGAGUCCUCCCACUUCUCUGAGGACUGAGGAUCCCGACGAGCGGGCUGCUUCGUUUUUAAACAUGUAUUUUGGGGAAAAAAAAUCUCAGGUGGUGGUUUUUUUUUUUGGUUUUUUUUUAAGACUAGAAUAGCACUUGGAGUCAUAUUUUAUUUUUGAGCUUAGCCAGUCCAUACAUAACUCCUGCUGUUGAUUUUAUAAUUUCAUUAUUAAAAAAAAAAACCUAAAAUGGCUCAAGGUGCUAUUCAGUUGGACUUACACCCUGUAUAACACUCUUGUAUAAUGCUCUCUAUAGACUAAUAAUGCGAAAAUAUAAUCUACACUGUAGAAAUGUGAUAAACUUGAAUAAAUAAGUCGCUUGCAUGCUCUGCCUCGUCUGUACUAUUGUCUGUGUUGUCUGCCUUGCUCUGUAAAUGUACCAACAGAAUUGGGUACUAGAUGUCUUUGAUUCCACUUGAUCUGGGAAGUA